AAGAGAAAAUAGCGCUCGAAAAUUAUAGAAAUCUUUCAGAUUUAUUGUAUAGUUUAUAAAAAUAAAUUUAAAAACAAUAAUAUAAUACAAGGUUUGUAGACUUUUUAUAAGAAAUGGACGAACAACCUCAUCUUAGAUUCAACCCUUUGAAAGACGAGUGGGUUGUCGUAUCACCACACCGCACAAAGCGACCAUGGAAAGGACAAGUCGAGAAGCCACAAGAAACGAUGAUCCCUAGACGAGAUUUAAAUAAUCCGCUUGUCCCUUCGGCUGUGCGUGCUAGCGGAGCAAAGAAUCCAGAGUAUAGCGGUGUCUAUGUGUUUAACAACGACUUUCCAGCGUUGUUAGAAGAAGGAGAGUGCAGUAAAAGGUGUGAUGAUAGUGAUGGGGGGUUGUUUCAAAGUGCCCCAGCUCGGGGUACCUGCAGAGUGAUGUGUUUCCAUCCUUGGUCGGAUAUGAUACUGCCUCUGAUGGACACCAAGGAUGUCGUCAAGGUUGUUGAAGAAUGGAUAAGUCAGUUUGUCGAGUUGUCUGAGAAAUAUCGCUGGGUUCAGGUAAGUUUGGGGUCAUUGACAAUUGGCCAUAAUUUGCACCCUCCCCCUCUGGGUAUCCAAUGGGGGAGGAGGGGGUUUUCACAUUAAAUUUUCCUGGAGGGUAGCCUAUGGGAUUAAGAUUUGAUGUUUUAGUGAUAUCAAAGGGGGACGAACAAUGGGAGGAUGGGGUGCCUUACGGAAAGACCCAAUAGCAACAAAUAGGUUUUGUCUUGCUAUCAUAGACCAGUGUUUGGCAGGGCAGGUGCAGUAAAGGCAUGUGCUUGUCUCCGGGACAAAGACAUUGACUCUUCAUGGAUUGGGCAAUAUGUCAAGUCCAUGCCUGUAGAAAAUAGUCCUCGCCCUGAAGUUAAUGGAGCGACGCUACCUCCAAAGUCUAAAGGUCUAACUCCAAACCAAAAGAUAUACUUGAGUAACUUGUGUGAUUCAAAACUGAGUUGAAAUAUGAAUUGUGGAGUUACUGGCUAACUCAAAAAUCAUUUGGAGCUCAGUAUAAUCCCAAAAAGCAUGAAAAAAUUGGUAUCUAAGCCUUGAGUUACGGCCAACUGCCUAACUUCAAAGAGUGUGUGUAGCGAGGCGAGCCAGCCUAGCUGCUAGGUAGGUGAGCUAGUUAUCUAGCGGCACACUUGGUAUUUUAUUCUCGAUCAGAGGCUAAAUUUUGAUCUGCAGUUGCGGCACAACCCAUUCUAGUUCCCCUUGACAUGCUCUGUUGACCACAUGUAAGAUGGGCUCUGGGUACGAGAAUGUGGCAUGGCCCAGCUCCAUUUGAAGAUUGGCUACCUCCACAAAAAUAAAAUCUACAGGUAUGGUUAAGUCUGUGAUGAUGAGACCCGACUAACUUCGAAACGGGUUACUAGCUUCCCAUCAUGCUACUAGACAAAGGGCCUUUGCUUGAAACGUUGAAGUUCUGCUUAUAUUUUCCAGGUUGUAUCUCUCUCAAUUUACAACCGGUCUUGUCUUCAUUGCUAUCUGUAUAACAACUUUGUCACCAACACCAGCCCUCGAAAACGAGGUUGGCAUUCCGCAAUACUCACCUAAAUGCCGACCUAUCAACCUCCCAGGUCAGAAAAUUUUUGCCGACCUUAAUUCAGCCAAAGUAAAAAUUUGUUGGUGCUGAUAGCUGUUACAGGUAAACUACGUGAAGCGUUCCUCUUUUGAGUUUCUAAAUUGAUUGCAAUUUUCCUCAUUACUUUUGCAAUUUAAAAAACUCCCUUGCAAAUCCCUUGAGGGAAUUUGCAAUGUUGCUAAAAGCCAAAAAAAUUUUCCUCAGUUCCUGUUAGAAGUUCCUAACUUCCUGUUACAAGUUCCUAACUUCCUGUUCUGUUCUGGGCGUUGCAAUUGGCUAACAAAAAUAAUCGACCAAUUACAACGCUCAGAACAGAACAGGAAGUUAGGAAAUUAAAACAGGAAGUUAGGAAAAUUUAAAAUGAAGUUUGGAAUAUUGCAACAGCCGAUAGGAACAUUGCAAAUUCCCUCAAGGGAUUUGCAAAGAGUUUUUCAAAUUUGCGAAGCUAAUGAGGAAAAUUCCAAAUGAGUUACGAAGUCAAAAGAGGAACGCUUCACGUAGUUUACCUGUAAAAAGUCAGCGAUUAUAGAAUUUGAUUCGUAGUUCGAUUAACUAAACACACUUUGGUGUAAAGUUUAAAAAUUGACGGGUAUUCUAUAUAUAAUUUUAGGGAUGAGCCGAUUAAUCGGCUUGGCCGAUUACCACCCAAUUUUUAAUAAUCGGUAAUCGGCCUAUUAUUGACCAGUUUCUUUUUUCUAUUAGAAAUAAAUGAAAAUCUGUGUAUUCAUUCAUGUUUAACAAUCUUUUCACGUUAUAGAGUGGCAUGCAGCUGCUACACAAAUACGCACAAAUAAGAUCUUGCAUUUAUCUCACCUCUUAUCUCUUCAUCAGAAAUGCAAUUAUUAAAUACGAAAAUAAUAACAUUUAUACAUGUAACCCCCAUGACAGGAAUACAUUGUUACAUGAAAGAAAAGAGAAUGUCAUGAAAAAGAAGUGGAAAACUUUUCAAUUUGCAUCCAGCUUUAGAAGGGAGGAAGAGACAUGAAUGAAUGCUAGAGAUACUGUAGCUGAGUGGUUUGCUAGAUUAGCUUCUCAAGUUUCAUUUUAAUGCUCAAAAGCAUCUGAGGUUCAUCAGGACAACUAACGCCUAUUGGUAAAUGCAUGUAAAUAAUCGGCUUUGGCCGAUUAUUACGUAUUAUCGGCCACCGAUUAAUCGAAUCGGCAAUUUCAGCGAUCGGCUCAUCCCUAUAUAAUUUAGAUACGACUCCAAAAGAAAAGCCGUCGAUCGUGUUAAUUAAAUAUGUAGUUUGUGUUUCCGCGGAAAACGGCAUGCUUUAUAUUCCGAUUUCAAUGAUUCGCAAAUACGUGAUUACUAGUGCUCCAAGACAUGUAAACAGAUUUUAAAAAAUGCCGAGACGUGCCGACCUAGGUUAGAUUUAGGUCGGCAUUUUUUUGCCGACCUCAAUUUUGACGGUUUUCGAGGGCUGCAACACCAUUUAAUAGUAACUAUCAUUAUUUUAGAUAUUUGAAAAUCGUGGUGAAAUAAUGGGCUGUUCCAAUCCUCACCCUCACUGUCAAAUCUGGGCAAGCUCGUUUCUUCCGAACGAACCCUCGGCUGAAGACAAAGCUCAAAAGGCAUAUCUUUCAAAACAUGGGACACCACUACUUGUGAAAUACAUUAGCCUCGAACUGACCAAAAAGGAACGAAUUGUUGUGGAGAAUGAGCAUUGGUUAGCUGUGGUACCAUAUUGGGCAGUGUGGCCUAACGAAACCUUGCUACUUCCAAAACGGCAUGUCUUACGGCUGCCUGAUUUAACGAAAGAGGAACAAGAAUCCUUGGCAGUUAUAAUGAAACAACUUGUAACAAAAUAUGAUAAUUUAUUCCAAUGUGCAUUUCCGUACUCAAUGGGCUGGCAUGGAGCGCCAACCGGUUCAGAGGACACAGACUGUCACCAUUGGCAACUUCACGCCCAUUAUUAUCCACCAUUAUUGCGGUCGGCUACCAUAAAAAAGUUCAUGGUUGGUUACGAGAUGUUGGCCUCACCACAAAGGGAUCUGACUGCCGAACAAGCCGCAAGCAAGUUGAGAGAACUUCCUGAUGUGCAUUAUAAACUAACGAAAAAUUAACAACAAUGAAUUGCAAGUGUAGAUACGUUCAAGCUGCUACACUAAAAGCUGCCACAACAUUUAUGGAAAACAAUAGACCUUUCCCCUUUUAAGUGAAAUUUUUAUCUAGACAAGUUUGGACAAAAAUUUCAUCACAGCUUGAAAGAGCAUCACAAAAUUAGUAAUAUUCCGAAGUUUUGUUGCGAAAUGUUGUAAAAUGCGGAUGAUAUAGCCUUGCGAAGUUUGCCGUUUUUCAGUCAUUUGGUAUUACAAACGGGAAAUUGAUAAUCAGUUUGAUCAUCUGAUUAUCAAUUUCCAUUUGUAAUGCAAAAUGACUGAAAAACGGCAAACUUCGCAAGACUAUAUCAUCCGCAUUUUACAACAUUUCGCAACGAAACUUCGGAAUAUUACUAAUCUUGUGAUGCUCUUUCAAGCUGUGAUGAAAUUUUUGUCCAGACUUGUCUAGAUCAAAAUUUCACUUAAAAGGGGAAAGGUCUAUUGAUGAUAUAGUUUUGUGAAGCAGAGCAGUCAAGCAUCACCAUAAAUCGGGACAUUUAAAUAUUUUUGCAAAAUUUCAUGCUGAAAAUUAAUUCAUAUACACUGGGAAAAUAAUUAAAGAUAAUAUUUGUAUUAUUUGAUAUAGGACACAUUUCAAUAAUUCAUACACUAAUUACCAUCAGUCAAGUCUAUCAAAUAUGUAGGGUUGCGGUUAGGAUAAUUCAUUAAGAAAACUAGAGGGCACUCAGGGACUGCAUACCUCCGCCCCCAUUGAAUUUCGGUCAUGUGAAAUGCAACUAAGACAAUAGAUAAUGAAGGCUGAAGCUUAAUGAGGUUUAUCAUCUCAUUAUUGUCUUCUUAGUACUGCGUGCAUACAUUAUACACGUCCUAAUUACGCAUUCAGUGAUUUUUUUUUAAUUGACCAGGAAAAGCAAGACAGAAU
Molecule: messenger RNA, 4603 nt
Organism: Paramuricea clavata
Lineage: Eukaryota; Metazoa; Cnidaria; Anthozoa; Malacalcyonacea; Plexauridae
Source: the annotation of a GenBank genome assembly